AUGACGAGCAAUAAUCAUUCAUCAGCUACUGGUCAACCAGCAGGAAUAUGUCCAUUUAAAAUGGUUCUAUUGGGUGAAUCAGCUGUUGGUAAAUCAUCCUUGGUACUUCGUUUUGUCGAAGGAAAAUUUCAUGAAUAUGAAGUAUCAACUAUAGGUGGAGCAUAUCUUACACAAACUGUAUCUAUUGGUGAUAUAACAGUUAAACUUGAAUUAUGGGAUACAGCUGGACGAGAAAAAUAUCAUUCAUUAGCUCCAAUGUAUUAUCGUGGUGCUCACGCUGCAAUUGUUGUUUAUGAUAUAACAAAUGCAGAUACAUUUAGUCGAGCUAAAGUAUGGGUUAAAGAAUUACAACAUCAAGCAGCAUCAAAUAUUAUUAUUGCUUUAGCUGGUAAUAAAGUUGAUUUAGCUACUACUACACGACAAGUUGAAGUUGCUGAUGCUCAAACAUAUGCAGAAGAAAAUGGUUUAAUAUUUAUGGAAACAUCAGCUAAAACAUCAAUGAAUGUUAAUGAUAUAUUUAUGGCCAUAGCAAGAAAAUUACCAAAACUCAAGAUACAUCAAAUCGAAGUGGUGAACUAG
Molecule: messenger RNA, 579 nt
Organism: Rotaria sordida
Lineage: Eukaryota; Metazoa; Rotifera; Eurotatoria; Philodinida; Philodinidae
Source: the annotation of a GenBank genome assembly